AUGGAUCAAUACGCACAAACGUCAAUGUCUUAUGUACAAGAAAAUAAUCUGAGUAAUAGUUCGCGAAGAAUAUUUAGCAAAAAACUUGAUUCAUUUGAAGAAACCUACAAAAUUUUUGUUCAUUCAAUUGUAAAUAAUUAUUUUCCAACAGUCGAAAAUCGGAAUACGUCAUUAAAUUAUUGCCCACCUAUACCGCCUGAUCUUCAAGGUCCGUUAAUUAUUCAUGAAGUACCAAAAACAUUUUCUCUCACUUCUAAUUCAUCGUAUCAUACUGAUGUUCAGUUUGGUGGUUAUUAUCAGCCAAAAGCUUGUCUAGCUCGUCAUAAAGUUGCUAUUAUUGUACCAUAUCGAGAUCGUUGGGAUAUAUUAACUCAUUUUCUUUUUCAUACACAUCAAAUCCUGCAGCGACAACAAUUGGACUAUCGAAUAUAUGUGUGCGAACAAGCAUUUAAUACAACAUUCAAUAAAGGCAUUGUUAUGAACGGAUGUUUCAAAGAGAUUUUAAAACUUGAACCCGAUACACCUUGUUUUAUUAUGCACGACGUGGAUCUAUUGUUAAUUGAUGAUCGAAAUAUGUAUACAUGUCCACUAUAUCCACGCCAUUUAAGUGUUGCCGUUGAUAAAUUUAAAUUUUAUUUACCUUACGCUCAACUUGUUGGGGGUGUUUUAGCUAUGCGUCGUGAACAUUAUCUACUGGUGAAUGGCUAUUCAACAAAUUAUUGGGGCUGGGGUGGUGAGGACGACGAUAUGCAUGCUCGUAUUGUUAAAAAACAUUUAAAAGUUGAACGUCCGCCAACAUCAAUUGCACGUUAUAAAAUGUUAAAACAUACACAUCAGAAAUUAAAUCCUGCUCGUAUGAAAGUCUUACGCACGGCACAUAUUCGCAUUGACUCCGAUGGUGUUAAUAAUGUUAAAUAUAAUUUGCUGAAUACAACUUUUUAUCAUCUUUAUACUCAUUUUUUAAUUGAUGUUGGUGAACAGCCAAAAUAA
Molecule: messenger RNA, 990 nt
Organism: Rotaria socialis
Lineage: Eukaryota; Metazoa; Rotifera; Eurotatoria; Philodinida; Philodinidae
Source: the annotation of a GenBank genome assembly